This is a messenger RNA of Chaetomium strumarium, 1671 nucleotides long. RefSeq names its product Thiolase, N-terminal domain-containing protein. The record is from RefSeq and is a predicted model, not a curated record. NCBI's taxonomy places the organism in Eukaryota, Fungi, Ascomycota, Sordariomycetes, Sordariales, Chaetomiaceae. Gene Ontology annotation, cellular component: peroxisome. The coding region runs from base 69 to 1328 and encodes 419 amino acids. The transcript has 2 exons. Gene Ontology annotation, biological process: fatty acid beta-oxidation; phenylacetate catabolic process. Gene Ontology annotation, molecular function: acetyl-CoA C-acyltransferase activity.
AGGCUUCUGCUACCUCCUCCGAACACCAGACCUCACGCAGGAACCUGUCCUCACGAUCCCACGACACCAUGGCCGUGCUUCCGAAAGGCAUCAAGGCUGUGUUGACCAGGGCGCCGACUGAUGUUGUGAUCCUCUCGGCGCUCCGUACGCCGAUCUGCCGAUCCUACCGCGGCCAGCUCAAGGAUGCCUACCCGGAGGAGCUCUUAUCAGUUGUCCUUCGCGCCACACUCGACAGGAACCCGCAACUCGACCCGGCGGCUAUCGAGGAUGUCGCCGUUGGCGUCGUUCUCAACGAGCUGGGCGGUUCCAAGGCGGCGCGCAUGGCCAUGAACCACGUAGGCUUCCCAUCGACAACGUCGCUGUACACAGCCAACCGCGCGUGCUCCUCCUCGCUGCAGAGCAUCGCCAUGAUCGCGGCCCAGAUCCGCACCGAGAUGAUCGACGUCGGCAUCGGGGCCGGCAUGGAGAGCAUGACGCGCAACUACGGCAGCAAGGCCAUCCCCGUCGACCUGUGGCCGGCCCUGCGCGAGUCGCCCGUCAAGGAGGCGCUCGACUGUAUCAUGCCCAUGGGCCUGACAAGCGAGAAUGUCGCGAGCCGGUACGGCGUCAGCCGCGCCGACCAGGACGCCUUCGCCGUCGAAUCGCACCGGCGGGCCGCCCGCGCGCGCGACUCGGGCGCCUUCGACGCCGAGAUCGUCCCCGUGACGACGCACUUCCAGGAGGUCGACAAGCAAGGGGACGCGGUCGGCAAGGCGCAGACCAUCACGGUCAGGCGGGACGACGGCAUCCGCGCCAACGCCACGCUCGAGGCCCUCGCCAAGCUCAAGCCCGCCUUCAGGCCCGACGGCGCCAGCACGGCGGGCAACUCGAGCCAGGUCAGCGACGGCGCGGCGGCCACGCUGCUCAUGCGCCGCAGCACCGCCGCCCAGCUCGGGCUGGCCGACAGCAUCAUGGGCAAGUUUGUCGCCGCGUCAGUCGUCGGGUGCGCCCCGGACGAGAUGGGCAUCGGUCCGGCCCUGGCGAUCCCCAAGGUGCUGAAGCAGCUCGGCCUGACCAACGCCGACGUGCACCGCUGGGAGAUCAACGAGGCCUUUGCGAGCCAGGCCAUCCACUGCGUGCGCGAGCUCGGCCUGGAGAAGGACUGGGCCGAGGGCAAGGUCAACCCGGACGGCGGCGCCAUUGCGCUGGGGCAUCCGCUCGGCGCGACGGGCGCACGCAUGGUCAGCACGCUCAUGCACGGCCUGGGGAGGACGGGCGGGGAGGUGGGUGUUGUGAGCAUGUGCAUUGGCACGGGCAUGGGGAUGGCGGGCGUGUUUGUGAGGGAGUGAGGAUGUGCUGCGCCUUGGGUGGGGGAGGGGGCCCAGUUCGCUAAUAGUAAGCGCGCAUGUUACUUCAAACUGUGGUAACAGGUAAAUCAACAGAACAUACCCAUCUCAACAGUGCAGCGGGUAGAAAAGGAGUGGUGGGUUCGAAGUUCGAACUUCGAACACGGAUCCAUGUGACUACCAGCGAAGAUUGGCUACUAUUAAUAGGUGAGCAGUGACGUAGAGACGCAGAUGGUAACGAGACAAAUGUGUUUCUAUUCUCAACAUUCAAACUCAUCAAUAUUCGUUUUGUGUGUACGUAGUCUUGAUCGAGGCAGUCACCAAGUGGGUCCAGCUUUUGCUUUCG